Messenger RNA from Pocillopora verrucosa, 1268 nucleotides. RefSeq names its product anaphase-promoting complex subunit 13. Gene Ontology annotation, biological process: protein K11-linked ubiquitination. Gene Ontology annotation, cellular component: anaphase-promoting complex. Lineage: Eukaryota; Metazoa; Cnidaria; Anthozoa; Scleractinia; Pocilloporidae. The record is from RefSeq and is a predicted model, not a curated record.
CAUUGUCGCCUGGAGUAUUUUAGCAAAUCUUCGAACAUGUCGCUGGAUAGUGAGUUGUCAUAUGCACAUCGUGAUGGGCGAUUGCUGGAAAUUAUUGACGAAAACUGGCAGAAGGACAAACUACCUAACGACGAAAUUGCUGUUCCAGAAUUUGAACUUCCACCUGUGGACGACAGUGACCACAAUGGAGCCACAGACUCCCUAAAAGAGCAAGAACAGAAAUGGACAGAUCUUGGAAUCCAGCAACUACAGGAGUCACCACAGCACACUGGAAACUAAAUGAAAACAUUGUAUUUGACAAAAUGCUAGUUACUAAGAAAGCUAGGGAAGAGAAAAACAAAUCCAUCGAUAUAAAGUUAGAGAUGGUUUUAGUUCCCUAUGAAACCAUGAUAAUUUAAGUUUACAUAUUUCCUUUUCCUACAAAUAAAUUAAUUAACCCUUUACACCCUAACAUCAGUAUGCAUAUUCUCCAUACUGAUCUCUGUACAUUUCCCAAGGUGCUGACAAGGAGAAUUAGCUUAACAAUCCAGAGCUUCUGUAGUUAAUGAUCAUUUCCAUUAUCCUCAUGACUUUAGUGUGUGAUUCAGGGGUGAUAUUGUGAGGAGAAUUUAGAUGCUAAUCACUCUUAGACAUUAAAGGGUUAAGCAAUAGACUGCACUUCCUAUUGGUUUACUGGCAAAAUAACACACUUAGGAUGUUGGGAAAACAUGAAAAGUUUGUGGUAAAUUAUGAGUGGUGUACUCAUUAAAUACUGCCCCACAGAGAAAAGUGAAAGAUUUGCUGCAAGCACAGGAAUAAGUACUACCAGUUGCAAAGACUAUUGAGAUUAAAAAGUUGUUUGGGUUGGAAGAAGAGCAUGUAAGAUUAACCAACAAGGUGUUAUGACUAUAAUAGUAACAUCUGAGAACAUAGUGCACAGUUUCUCUGUUUCUGAAUUGCCUGUACCUGCCAUUUACAUUACUUUUCGUAACCUUUUUCACACAGAAUUUAUUACGACAAAUUUUCAAAAGAACCUGUGUUGAGUUUUAUUUUUUUUUUUCAAGGAUUUUUUUUAAGUACAAACUCUAGAGGCCAAAAAGUUACUUAACAACCAUCAGUAUUACUACUGGGUAACAAGAACACCUAAACAUGCAGUAACAAUGCACUUAGUAUGAAAAUAAUUUACAUAUGAAAUGUAUAAAAUUUGACAUAAAAUAUGUUUUGAAAAUGUAAAGUGUAUCUUGACUCAUGCCUGUACAAUGAACGGUAAUAAAGAUAAAUUUGAAAAU